CAACGAGUGGCAGUAUUCUGCAGUCGUCGCUGGGCAUGUCUGGGUUGCGUCGUGCCUUGCAUGUUCCCUCAAUUGUUGCGUGUCUUUGCUUGCAAGCUAGGAUGCAUUGCAAGCGACAACCAUGGCUUCGAUGGACCCCCCUUCGCCGCACGUGAUGGUGAGCUCGGAUGAUGACGACGACGAGAGCCUUGCUGCUCUGCCCUGUAUCAACGAUCAAGAGGUGGGACAGGAACAACUGCCAAAGCCGGCGAUUAUUGAGAGCAUUGGCGCUGACCCUGACGGCGAACUGUGGGCAUCCUCGGCUGAUGAAAAGGAGGGCGAAGAGGUCGAGGGAGAGCCAGGUCCCAUGCCUCGGCAGCAUCAAUCCGAUCCACGAGAAACAGAGGAUCCGCCUGUAGCCACCGACGAUGAUGAGUGCGAAUCAGGAGCAAAGGCAGAACCAGAAGAGCUCUUCCACGACAAAAACGACACGUCUUUUGCGGGUCCACCAUACGACGAUGUCGAUGGAAGUGGUGACCGCUCAGAGGACACAGACACACCACAAGAUCCGUCGGUUGAUCCAGAAACAAUAACAGCCCAUUCUUCGGAUGCCCCAGGGCUCAAAAUCACCACCAAAGACAAGGAAGCACCAGGAUCUGUCAUCAUCAGAUCGACAGCCGACACAGAAGGCCCCACUGCUCGGUUGGAUUUACAGUCUUCACCCCAGGAUGCGCCUCCUGAUGCGGAUGCAGCAGAGACAGACUCAGUUCACGCCAAUGAAGAUGAUUCUGAUUCUGAUUCUGUGCCAUGCUUGGACAAUGACAAUGGCAGCAACGUACCUCUAGAGGAUGACGGUGAAUACUACGAACAGGUGGCUGAUGAUGAUGAUGAUGAUGAGCACCUGUAUCCCACCACUUUGCUGGAUGCACCCGGGCAUGAAACUACCACCAACAGGGAUGCUUCCGGCUAUGUCAUUGUGUGCGCGAGACCCACCAUUGAUGUUGACAUUGUCCUAAUGUCGUCUGGAGAACACCAUCUUGUCACCAAUGUAGACUUGGAUUCCACCACCAUUGGAAGCUUGAAGGAACGCAUCCAAAAUGAGUUAUUUGCGCAACACCACCACAAGAAUAAGAAAAAGAAGGAGCAGCUACCAAUGAUUCACCUCUACCACUUGGACGAAGCUUCCCGGUUUAUUCAAUUACGGCAAUCAUCAUUGUCACUCCAACAACAACAACAACAACAAGAAUGCGACGACGCCCAAUUUACCGAAUACAACGACGACACCAUGGCUCUCAAUCAAAUCUUUCACUUUUAUCGCCAAGACAUUCGCACCACGCCCCGCGUCUAUCUGGCCACCAGUCUCCACAUUUACGUGGGAGUGAUUGGGAAACCACGCUCAUCUUCUACACCACACUCCAACAACAUUCCUGCUGCAAAUGUGGACCCGAGGUUUCCUCUGGUUGGAACAGAACUGAGCAUUCUCAUGCCUGAAUCGACCACCAUGAAGGUUGCCACCAUCCAACAAAAGAUUCUCCAAAAGGCCAAUCUUAUUCCAGAGGAAUCGUUUCGCCAUCGAACCCACUUGGUUUGGUUAGGAAAGAAUGUAGGCGAACAGCGAGAAUCGAUUUCGUGGGAAGAUUUGCAACAUCAAGAUCUGGAGACACUCAAGAAUACGUUGUGCUGCGAUGGACCAUUGUUGAAUGUUUGGUUCGAUCGUUGGACCAUUCAGAUUCAAAAGAUUUCCACUGCGGACCAUUGCAAUAUCAAUGUUCCACAAGUGCUGGUGGAUCCAACCGAUACUGUAUCCGACUUGAAAGAAAAGGUUCGCAAACAAGGAGGAAUCUCGUCCACCGCCGAUCUCAGGGAUGCGUUUCUCGCGUUUGGUGGUCGUCGGUGGAACUAUUAUAACAACAACAACAACAACAAUCGAGGCAAUGGAAGCGACAUCAGUGAAAGUGACAGUGAUGACGACGAGGAGGAGGAGGAGCCAGCUGAUGAAGAUCUGGCCACGAUUGGCAUGACCGAUGGAUGCACCGUAUAUCUGGGCCAUGACCGAUACAAUCAGGUCCUCCGUGAGGACCAGACAAUCAACCGCAUCCCCGAACCAGAAUUCCGAGGCAUCACGUUGGUCCAAUUGAGAAAAAUCGCCACGGCCAUUGUCCUUCGGUGUCAAUCCGAGGGCUGGAGGCGAAUCAACAAUCACGACGACGAUACCAGCAAAGGCAAGCUGCUUGCCCCAGAAGAGGUUACCUUCCAAGAUCUAAAUCAUUAUUUCGUUCUCCCCGUGACGAAGCAGCACAACUGCAGUUACGUGGAGCUUGUGACGACGCGGAUUGAGGAAACAAGGCCAGACAUUUUCUGUUGUCAUUGGAUGGGUGGGAGCGUGUUGGAUUGUCUGGCAUCUUUGGAACAGCAUACAUACGAUCGGAACUUCUCUCCGUAUUCCCGAUACUGGAUCGACGUCUUUGCUAUCGGCCCUCGCGACAACGACAACAACAGGAUCAGUACUAUUUAUCGAGCCGUGCAUCAGUCACAGAGAGGAUCAAUCGUGGUCCUGGACAACGAUUUGGCUUGCUUUCGCCAAAUCUGGAACGUUUUUGCAACGCAUGUGGCUUUUGCCGAAAUGAAAGUCAAGCGAACGACAAACGAUGACGGCGAAUACUUCUAUGAUGUCUACGCGGUUGCGCAAGACUCCAAAGGAGUUCGUUGCGCUGUUGGCAUGACCGACGGGCUGGUGGCGGCAGACAAAUACAAGAAGGAUGCCAAAGGCAAACUGAAUACGAAUAGACCGCUGGAAGGUCAUCAAUCCACAUUGGCAAAAUCUCGGAGGCUGUCCACGUUCCCGCUGCAGUUGUGCGAAAAGGCUCUCGGCUUGCACUUGGAGCGCGCGGAAGCAACAACAUCGAGUGACAAGAAGAGAGUGUUGAACGCGAUCAUUGCUGGACCCGUGGUGAGACCAACAGCAGAUUUCUUUUUGACAGAAUCGCUCUUUUCUGGCGCCGAAGAACCCGCAGUUCCUCCAGAGUCUCACGACGCAUACGACAAAUUGAACGCGCGGGUCAGAACAUUGUUCGCUGAAUCUGCUUAUCGCUGGGCUCUGGAGCAAGAAGACCAAAAGAUGGAGCAGUACCGUUGCGCCCUGUCUUGUGCACCAACCCGCCGAUUGGCAACGUCCUUCUCGGGGUGCGUUCAGUUCCGAAAAGAAACCGAGCUGUUCCUACAAUCCCUACCGGAUGCAUUGCAAAGUUUGGAUCUGGACUUGACAGGCAUCAAAUUCAAAUCCUCCGACGAAUUUGCAAUGGGCCUUGGCCGCCUCCAAAGUUUGAACCAUGUGGGCCUCAAGGUUGGUUCGUCCCGGACCAGUACUGGUGGCUUGAUUGCAAAGUACGGAUUCGCCGAUGGUUUGGUAUCGCUUGAGAGGCUGGGUUUGGAACUGUCGUCGCUGCCCGAGCUGUCGUCCUUGGAAUUAAGUUUCACGGAAUGCGUCGAGUCUCCUGCGCUGGUGGACACGUUGGCGGCCGGUCUUGCGGCGAGCGAGGGCUCGCUCUCGAAACUCUUGACCUUCAAGCUGCUGGUUUCAUCUGUCUUUACCGUAUCAUCGCUCGAGAGCCUUGAUGGAAUCAACGACGUGCUAAAAUGCAUGCCUGCCUUGGAGGAGCUUUUCUUGGAUCUGACCGAUAACAGGGAGCUUUUGUCAUUGACUGCCCAUGAAGCAUCUUGGGCGAGGUUGCCACGGUUGCGUGUGUUUGACUUGCAGUUCCUUGGCUGUCCCGUAUCCCCACCUCUUGACACGCUGGUCCGCGGGUUGAGGUCGUCUCCCGAGCUGGCGACUUUGCGGCUGAAUCUCGGUGUGGACCUGGGGUCUGCCAUGGGCGCAACACCGCCCAAAUCCAUCAAAAUCAGUGGCCUCGGCGAGUCCAUCGCCCAGAUGACGGCGUUGACCGAACUAGAUUUGAAUUUCGAGGGCAUCAUGUUGGCUGACGUCCAGGAAGACUUUCUUCGCCCGCUGGAUUCCGUGUCCUUUCCUCGCUUGCGAACUCUACGUCUCGUUGUUGCCUAUCAUCAGACAUUCGAGGGAAUCCGCUUCAUCAAGGGCAAAAAACUGCCGCUUUUGAAACGGCUGGAACUGAGCCUCUUUGAGCGUGGGCUUUGGCUCGAUGGCGGGUGCAGUGGCGACCAGCAACCAAUUCAGUUGUCCCUGACGGAACUUUCCGAGGGCUUCAUGUCAAUGGCCAAGUUUCGGCAAUUCGACACCCUCAUUGUUCGAUCACAGGCAGCGCGUCCUUAUUCCAGGGAAUCCUGGGAUGGUGUCAAGCAGUUGGCCAAGGCGAUUGUGACUAAGCAGUUUGUGGUUGGGACUCUGGAAUUCAAUGUUCACAGCGACCACUGGCGUUCCCCGAACGUCCACAAGACUACGAUACCAGGCCUACGGCCCGUAAUGCGCCUGCACAUUCCACCUCUCGAGUUGCCCCGAGGACGUGCGUUGUGCGGUAGUAUGGAUACACCAAUUAAUUAAUCAAUCAAUCUUUCUAGUUUCCAAGGCAAACCCCUGUGU
Seminavis robusta is the source of this 4534-nucleotide messenger RNA. Lineage: Eukaryota; Bacillariophyta; Bacillariophyceae; Naviculales; Naviculaceae. The record is from the annotation of a GenBank genome assembly.